AUGAUCAUGGCCAGUCAGAAAAAGCCCCAACGCGUAGAGACAGACAUGAUUCAGAUCAUACAUGACAAGCUUAGGGCGGUUUCUGAGACCCUCAUUCACACAAGGCAGCAAGUCAAAAACUAUAAAGAGGUGUUUGACGCACUGAUGAGGAGCUCUUCCUUACAGGUCAAAUGCUUUGUUCACUACUUCACUAUAGGCACUAGCAAAGCCAGUUCUGUGUUCUGGUUUUAUUAAACUUGUGAAUCUAUGACACGCAAGGCUGACUUAACCCUAACCCUUGAUAUGUAACAAGGAAUCACGAUGUUUUUAAUUAUAAAUAUAUGGAACAAAGUUUUUUAGCUCAAACCACCAUUUUGUUUUAAAUUCCAUAAUAAGCAUAUCUAACCAUUGAUGACAUUGGCCUCUAUGUCAUUUAAAUACUGCCAAACAAUUUCCCUCUGUGGUUUGGAGUAUGGUAAUAAGGGGCAGAGACUGCAAUCAGCAAAAAAGUAAAUGAGUGAAACUAUGAAUGGGAAAACCUGAAAAAAGGAACGUAACAAAACAACGAGCGCGUCGGCAAGAAGCGUUCAUCAGCGAACAAACAACAGUAAAAAGAUAAUAAAUUUUUUAAAUCCUCUUGGUUACUACAUUUCAGCUAAGUGUUAUUUUUGUUUCAUUUGUAUGUUUUCCUUAGAUUCAAGAGGCCAUAAAAACAACUGAUGAGAAAAAUAAGGAACUGGUCAUGAAGUACUCAAGAGAAAUAAAGCUCCGCAAGUUGUACCACAACCAGCUGGUUGAGCUAAGAGGUCAGUGUCUUUUAAUAAAGUUUACUGCAGUAAAGAGUUGGCAGGCGGGCUGUCAAACUUAAAGUCAGUCACAUGGUGACAAUGUUACUGUUUGUGCCACUGGUUGUGUCACACUUAAAAAAUUUGUUUAAUGUGGCAUUAGUGGUAAUCCAAGCAUGGAAAGGAAAAACAUUAGUUAGGUCUAAGUGGCAGGAAGUAGUGAGGCAGGCUAAAUCCCUACUUGGGCUGUAGCGCCACAGGGAUGGAUGGAUGGCCUUAGUGGAAGUUAAGAAUCAUACACAGUGCUCUGGGUGAAGAAUCUAUCAAUUCAAUGUAAUCCUUGAAGCAGGUCGGUGUGUACAUUUUAUUGGUCAGCUUUUAAGGAUAAACCUAGAAUUUCAUGAAACAUUUAAAUAAGUAUACCCUAUUCUUUCCUAUACUCCACACCCCCUAUGAAUUUUACAUUGUUUUACUAACUCUAGCGCCCUACAAAAGUAACAAUGCAUUUUAUUAUUUUAAAGGAUGUGGGAAUGAUCACAUAAUUUUCUUCAUUGAAUUGCAAAGACAACUGAACAUUUGUGACUUACUGCAUAAAAGAAAAUAUUCAUAAAUUUGUUUUUUAAAUAUAUACAAAUUUAUAUCCACUUUAAAAGCUGCUCUUAUAUUCACUUUUCCCUCAAACCCCCAGAAAUGCCCCACCCCACUCUUCCCGGGUUGCAAGCACCCCAUAUUGGGUAGCCCUUAUUUAAAUUAUCAAUUCAGCUUUUUUUUUUCUUUUUUUUUUCCUAAACAUGAAAAACUUUAUUAAUGCACUUCUCCAGGUAACAUUCGUGUUUACUGUCGUGUAAGACCUUGCAUCAAAGAGGAUUGCCAGACGGUGUCAAUCAUAAACACAGACACUUAUGAUGAUGGCCUCAUCUUCAUCAACACAAAGGCUGGCAAGAGUCAACAGUUCCAGUUGGAUAAGGUGUUUAAUAUGGACAUAUCCCAGAGUCAAGUACGUUAAAAGACCUUAAUUUCCUCAUUAUUUUUAGGACUUUAAUAUCCCUUAUCCAGGUAUGUUUAAGAUUUCAAUAUCUCAUAUCCAGGUUUUGUUUAAGGCUUUAAUAUCCCAUACCCAGGUAUGUUUAGGACCAGUAUAUCCCAUAUCCAGGCAAAUGUUGAGGAUCUUCUUACAUAUUCAUUUGAAUAACCUGUUUUGUGUUUUGUUCUCAUCGUUGAUCAGAUAUUUGAAGAAGUUUCCUCCUUGGUUAGAUCCACCAUCGAUGGCUUCAAUGUUUGUAUUUUUGCAUAUGGACAGACAGGCUCUGGUAAAACUUACACCAUGGAGGUAAGUUAUUUUUCAUAUCUAUAAACUAAGGUUUCUGUUUGGUUUUUGUUUGCUCCCACACCCCUUAUGAUUUGUAAUUGAACUUAAACCCUUAGAUUGUUCUUAUGAAUCCAUACGACACAAAAGAUUUGAUUUAAAAAAGGACGAAAUUGUUAAGUACCUUUAUGGUUUGAAAAUUUAAUCUUUUUUAAGAUUUGGCUCGUAGAAUGAACAAUGCGUAACAAAAUACUGAAAGUCAUUAUACAAAGAAAAAUUAUACCAAAAUUAGUGAUACUAAUAAUAUUAAAUUUAAUUAUACUAUUGAAUUGCUUUAAAAAUAUCAAUUCAAAUAUACAGAAACAAAAAUAACUAUCAACUUACAGCACAGCGAGUGAAAAGGUGCACGCCUCGAAAAGUACAAAUAUUAAUACAAUACACACACAUAAAUAGUACAAUAUUGGAAUUCUAUAAAGUCUCAUAUUUGUUAGGAAGUGUAGCAAAAAUCUCUCGGCUAAGAAAUCAGCCCACAUCAACUUUAGAUCAACACCCUCUAAUACAUAAAUUAUAGAAAUUGCGUCAUCUACUAGCAUUCUCCAGAACAAAUAGAACAUAUGUGAAGGUAAAAAACCUUUGCCCAAUCAAGAAAGUGGCGGGUAAAAGGGAGUGGCACAGUGCUACACAUUUAAUAGCUGACAUCAAUAUUAAAACAAAGGGGAGACAAGUGGUGGUCGCUAAAAUAAUGCCUACACGUAUGCCAUAACAAAAUAAAUACUGUUUGUGAUAUCUUUUAAUUUUAUGUGAUACAAUAUAUUAUUAUUAUUGUUUCAGCAUUUUAAACAUAUUAAGCCUGAAAUAUAUUAUUAGAGUCUUAGGUUAGAAAUAAUUUUUUUGCAAACACAUGUUUAUAACACAAUGUAUCACAGUAUGGGGCACAGGGACGCCAGCGUGAAACUUAGGAGACAGCUGAUUAUGUAACAUGAUGUGUUGAUUUGUAAAUCUGUUACAAAGUUCUAUAUCUGUAAUGGAAAAUUUUUAAAAAAAUUUAAAACACACCACCAGGUUGGUUUAUUUUAAGGCUAUCACUCAUAAAAUUACUUUUCUUAUAACCAGCUUCACUAAUGUUAUAAUAUGUCUUCAUAAUCUGCAUCACUCUGCAUAUCUCUCUGUUAACUCCUGUUUAGGGCCCAUCCAGCGACCCAGGAGUCAACCAGCGAGCGCUUAAAUUCCUCUACGAGGAAACAAAGAACUCCUCCUGGCAUUACACUAUUGCUGCCAGCAUGCUGGAAAUAUACAAUGAAUCCAUCAGGUGAGACAAUGUGGAAAGUACUAGCAUAUUUUGUUUCUCAUUUUCAUUACAGUAAUCAUCUUUGUACUCCAUGUAUUUUAGUGAAAUAUAUAUUUUUUUUUAUUAAUUAUCUGUUGUUAACAUUAUCCAAUUCUUUAAAAAAUAUUUGCUAAGACUACCUUGUUAUGUCCAAGUUUUCUUUCACUUAUUUAUAUGAGACAUAUUCUGUAAAUCUGUAUGGAAAUAUUUGUCUUGGUUUGUUUUUUUUGUCUGCCUUUGGUAUUUUAACUUUUGUUUGUUUUUGUGGAUUGAUUCAGUGAGCACUUAUUCCAUUGAAAUUCAAAUACUGAAUUGGAGGAUUGAAUUAGUUUUACUGUGUGUUGAGCUAUCUUUUGUUUUCAUAAGAAGUUUUCAUUGCCAUGAGUGCAAUAUUUAGCUUAAACCAGAAGCAGCAGAAAUCUUUCAAGUUUAGUGACACAAGCUGUUUUGUGUUGAUAUUGAUAUUUUUAAAAAGUAUUUUCACAUUUGAUAAGUUUGAAUUUUGGAAAUUUCAAGAAUUUUUUGUUUUAUCACAUUGGCCUCUUUCUAUGUUUUAAAAAAAAAAUAUAGCUCCGCACUGUUUGGAAAUUAUUCCUUCCUGAUUAAACAAAGACUUUUUUGUAACAUUAUAUUUAAUGACAUUAAUGCUAUAAAUAUGACUGAUGGAAACAAUGCAGCAAGAUCCAUGUCAGUUGUAUUAUUGUGACUGCUUUUUACCAAUGUUCUUACUUAAACUCUAUAAACAUUUCACAGGGAUUUGCUGAACCCAGAUCCUCAGGCAGAGAAACUUGAGGUGAAGAUGAAGCCAGAAGGUGGGCUGCACGUUCCUGGUCUUGUCAUGGUGCCAGUACAGUCCCUUGAGGAGGUCAAUAAGGUAGGAAUAUUUUUACACUACCAAUCACUUAUUCUUAAAAUAUUUUUGCUGAGUGAGUCUCACCGUGAUACAAAGUAGGGUUGCACAUUAUCAGAAAGGCAGAUCACUGAUUAAUAGGGCUGAGAUAAUCAGCCAGUGUCGAGAUAAUCAGCCAGUGUCAAGAUAAUCUGACGCAGAUUAGCUAUUAUUUAUUUGGCUUUGCGAUUGAAACACUUAUUGAAAUAGGUUGUACAGGUAAAGGCCUACAUAGAGUUUUGGAAUACCUGAACACCCUCUUGAACUAUUCCACAAAAGUAUUGUUAUAUUUGAAUGCUCAACAGAUCUUUGAAACAGGUCGCAAGAACAGGUCCACAGCUGCGACAAGUAUGAAUGAAAGGUCAUCCAGGUCCCACAGCCUACUGUGCGUGACAGUUGAAGGGUUGAACCUCCUGACAGGCAACAAAACUCAUGGUCAGUCUGUAUUGCCUCACAUUUUUUUUUUUUCCUUCUAUUCUGGGGCUAAGAUUCCAUUUUAAUUUAGUUAAACUUUAGGUAGUUUUUUUUUUUUUUUAAGGGAAAGUAUGUAUGCUCUUGAUCAGAUAGUGAAGCCUACAGCUAAUUUAAUACAAAGAAGUAAUUUAAAACAUUUUUUAUAAAAUAAUUUUAAAAACUUGAGUGUGUUAUUAAAUGGUGUCAUAAGUAUUUUUAAAUAAGGGAUUUUUUUAUGUUCCAAUGAACCUGUAUGUGUUAUGUUUACUUCAAAAAGAAGGCUCAUGUGUCUAAAUAAUUUAGCUUCAUAAGUUGUUGGGGGGGGGUUUUUGUACCAGGUACAUAUGGUAACUGUUCAGGUCAGCCAAUAAAUUACAACUUUGGUAUUAGAUUUACAACAGACGUUAUAAUUUGAGCUUGCAAAAAAAAUCGAUGACAAGGAAUAAUUUUUUAGAAAUAAAUUUUACAGGCUUUUUUUUUUUAAUUGCACCGUAACGCUAAAAGCAGUAUUAACAUUUCUUGACAGCUAAUCAAACAUUUUUUUACAGGAAACUUGUUAUUUUAGAUCUACUUAAUUUUGAGACAUUCCCUUUUUAAUGUAUAUCCAAUAUAAGAAUUCAGUGAAUUGUAUAUUUUUUUUGUAAGGCCUAUAAAAGAUUUUAAAAUAAAUAUAUUAAGCCUCACUUUUUUUUUAUUCAAAGCAAUUUUAGCUCUUAUUAAUAUUGAACUAAACUUUUUAAUCAAGGUCGCCUUAAUCUGGUUGACCUAGCAGGAUCAGAGAGGGUCAGCAAGUCACAUGCAGAUGGGGCCAGGUUGAAGGAAGCUCAGAGUAUAAACAAGUAAGUUUAUAUAAGUGAUUAGGUGAGUAGUUGAUGACAGCAUUUAGGUCAGUAGUUGAUGACAGGGAUUAACUUUCUGCAGUUUGACGCUUUUUUUCAAUUUUGUUAAAAAUCUUAAGGUGAUUUUUAAAAAUAAUUAAUUAACUCAUCUGAAAUAGCUAUGAUCUGAUCAGUUAUAUAUAUUAACUUGUUCAUCUUUGACUCAGCUAUCAUUGUAUAUUUUUUGUAUAUUUUAUUUUAUUAGGUAUAAAAAAAAUUAAAAUAUUAUUUGACAAAUUUUUUUUUUCAUUUUAUGCAAAAUUUUCACACAGAAUUGAAAAUUGGCCUCAUAACUUAUAGAUUGGUAUAUUAAAUAUAUUUCUUGAUAAUUCUUGAGUUAAAGAUAACUAAGUAAAAUUUGAUGAUUUAUAUAAAUAACUCAAAACAAGAGUCAAUGUUAUUUCUUUAAAUGUUAACAUACUGGUAUUCCCUGAGGUUAAAGUUAAUAAAAAUUAAAAUGAUUCAGCACAAAACUGCUAAUUUUGAUAUUAAUGCCCAAUAUGAUCCAUUCCCCAUUAAUCUGAUCUAUUUUUUCCUAUUUACCAGUAAUUUUGAUAUAUCUUUGUUAUAAUCCUCACAUAACACAGGCCGAUAUAGUACAGCAAUCCUUAAUUAUAUUUAUGGAUACUGAACAAAUAUUAUUUCUUUAAACAGUGUGCAGUUUUAUUAUAAUAAUUAUAAUUGAUAAAUAAGAGCUUGUCUUGGACUUUAUUUCCACAUAGGUAACAUUUUUCACCACAUAACAUUCACUCAAUAAAGAACCUGUGAAUAAAAAUUUUAUUGAUUCAUAAAUAAAAUUAACACUAAUGGUACCAGUAAUGGUAUGCUAUCAGUCAGGGAAAAAAUACCAUUAAUCUUUGUCCAAAUGCCUAAAUUAGUAUUAAAGUAAACCAUUGUGCAUAGGAAAUACAUCAUAACAUACGUUAUAACAAUAUUGUGAGUUAUUCUUUAUGUAUUUUGCUACCAAGUGAUUAGAUUAAAACUUACCACCAAUUGUUUUUAGUGUAAAAUCUUCAAAGAUAUUCAUCCAGGAACUCUGUAGCACAGUAAAAGGGUGGAGUCCUGGCUUAAUAUUUAGGAUAAAUAAGGAAUAAGGGCUUCUUGAUCCAAUAUCUGCAUUUUUGUCUCUCUAUCCUCCUUCCCAUUAAAAAGUCAAUGAGGUUUUUUUUUUAUUCUGUCGUGUAGUCUCUACUUAUACUAGUGACUAGCGAUAAUGAUAAUUAAAUAUAAACACAUUUCUACCAAAUAAUGUUAGAAAAUUUAGAAGAUAAUUCAUGGCUGUAACAUAUUUAAAGCAAAUAUAUUUAGUUAAUAACUCAUAAUUCAUUAACUUUAAAUUUAUUUUAUUUACGCAAGUUCCCAUCGGCCGGAGUUUUCUGCUAUUUUUAGAAAAUAUUUAUCUCGCAUAGCAACGCUCUUUAUUUAUUAUAAAAUUAUUGAAACUCAAGAAAAUUCAAAUAGAAAUAUCAAUAUCAGUAUAAAUGGAUAAUAUAUACUUAAGGCAAUUAAAAUUGUAAAAAUAUCACUUUAUUGUUUUAUUAUGAAUUUUAUAGUCGGGAAAUUAUAAUUAAAAUUAAGCUUACUUGUUAAGAUAGCAUUAGUCUGUACUUUUAUAGGCAAAUUGGGAUAAAUUCUAUGAUUAGAGUCUCAGUUUGGGUGCAUUUCUUUAGAAGAACAAAUAACUCCCUUAUAAAUCGGGAAAUUAAAAUCAUUUGACCAUAUUCAUACUUAUAAUUAAUUUUUUUGUGACACUUAUAGUAUUUUGUUUUUUUUUUGUGGAAAUCUGGGAAGCUUUCAUGUGGUGCUCCACGCUGAAUAAAUUUGAUAUUUAAUUUAAUAAAUUUAAUUUUAAUAUUUUUACAAAUACUUAAACCAAUGAAACAAAUUAUUAAAAUAUAAUAAAUAAUUUUUUUUAAUUAAAAAUUUAAGUUAAAAAAUAAAUAACCCACCCACAAAAUCUAUGGUACUCAUAAGUACUAUAUCUCUAUAGUCGGACUGCAGAAAGUUAAGUCAGUGUAAAAUGUAAAAGGGACUGUCAAAUAUUUCGUUGUCUACUUGUCUUUUGAUGCUGGCGACUAUUUUGAUGGCAUGUACUCCUUAGUCAUACCACGGACAGUUCGAUUAAAACGACACUAAAAGGUUUAUGGUACAUAGUGGGUUUUAUUUUGACAGCACUAAACAUCAACUUGGUUCACAUUGAAGUUGAGACAUGAAUUCAUAUGCAGAACAAUAUUCUCCUUAGGCAAAAAUCCCACAGCUAAUCUAUCUAAAAAUACUAUCCCCUCUGUUGCUUGCUCCAUCUCACACACUGACUCUCUAGAUCCCUAGUUCACUCUACGCUCAAAAUCGUUGUCACCCCUCUUAUCACCCAAAAUUCAUGCGUCACCGUCCUUGACUUGAAAACAGUUCACACUCUUUCACAUAACCCAAUCGUCGCAACAUCACAACACACACAUUACCACUGAUUUCAUGAUCUUGACAGGGACUGCUUGCCCAUGAUGGGGUUGAAAUGGCUAGAAAGACUUUGCAAUUGUAUGCUAGUAAUUAGUUUUUGUAGUGUUGCGUUUGUUUUAAAUGUGGUAAAUUAUAGAUUUAAAGAUAACUGAUCUGUUAAAAACUGGCCAUUUAUGGUCAUUCAUUCCAGAAAAAAAACUUUAAAUGUGGUAAAUUAUAGAUUUGUAUUUUGUUGACUUUGUACCGCGCUUCGAGCCUUUGGGGAUGAAGCGUGUUUUUGAAAUGAACUUUAUUAUUAUUAUUAUUAUUAUUAUUAUGAUAGCUUCAGGGGAUGAACUCUCACAUCAAUUUUGCUAUCUACUUUGGGCAAAGGUGCAUUACAUCCUUCUGAUUAUGGUUAGGCCCUCUACCUGUACAACCAACCUAAUUUAUGUGGCUCACAUUGAAAAAUCAAUUACAUUUAUAGUGAUAAACUUAUUUUCUAUAAACCUGCAAAUAAAUUGUUUGGAUGGAUGUAAUAAAUUUAUGGCUCACUGUUGGCUGAAUAUGUCCUUGUCCAGUCCGAAGUCAGUAAUCUUGCUGGCAAACAUGGUCAUAGAACCAAAACAAACACAGCCAUAGAACAAACAAACAAAAAAAAUUAAUAAUAACAUUAUCAUUAAACUAGAAGCAUUUUCAUAUUAUUAAUGGCACUGUUAGAAGCUGUUUAGAUUUUUCAUUAAAUUUGAUCACAUUUACCCUUAUUUUUUUGUUGACAGGUCACUGUCCUCUCUUGGUGAUGUUAUCUCAGCCUUAAAGAACAAGCAUUCCCAUAUACCUUACCGCAACUCAAAGCUGACUUACUUGCUGCAAGAGUCUUUGGGUAUGAUACUGUACUAAUCAUUACCACAUUAACCUCUUGCUUUUACCUUAUAUAAAUUGUGUAGCUUACAUUAUAAGUAAAUGGUGAAAUUUGUUGAAUCAUCUUACCAUACAGCAAGAUAAUCAAAGCAAAAUUUGGUCUGCCUUUGCUUUUGCAAUCUCUUCUAGUUAUUAGUUUCCUCUCUCAAAUUAUUGCUUGAUCAGAAUUAGUUUAUACAGCUUGUUUUUAUUUGCCUUAUAAUUGAAAUUUAAAAAGUAAUGUUUCAAUGUCUGAAAUUUUAAAAAAUUUAAUGAGACAUUAUGUUAAAAACUGGUUAUAAGAGGGCUGGACUGCGAUAAAGCUUUUAAGUAGAUUGAUGAGACACAACUUAUGUGGAUAAAAUGGUAUACGGGCUUUAAUUAUCAUUUGACAACAUACAAAUUUUAACAUUUAGGCCAAUGUCUUAAACAUUACAACAAAAAGCAUUAAUUUAAAUUAAAUUUUACUGAAUAUAUUUAUAUACGACCUAUUCUUUUUUUAGAAAAUGAAAGGAAAGAAAAGAAAAACGAUGGGCAAAGUCCCUCUUGAAAAAAAAGAUAACUGAUCUGUUAAAAACUGGCCAUUUAUGGUCAUUCAUUCCAGAAAAAAAACUAUAAUUCAAGCCCAGGUGCCUUUGCACUUCUCACUUCGUUUGGUUCAUUUAUAACAAUUACACUGUAAGUGUCCUUUAUAAUUCACCACAUUGAUUCUUGACUCCAGGGGGUGAUAGUAAGACGCUGAUGAUCCUUCAGGUUUCUCCUGUGGAGAAGAAUGUCAGUGAAACCGUCUGUACUUUGAGCUUUGGCCAGAGGGUCAGGUCUGCUGAGCUGGGAGCAGCAACAAGAAAGUUGGAAGAGGGGAAGGUGAGAAAACUAUGGAAGAGCAUUUCCUGCACUAGAUAAUAUCAGGGUUGUGGAAUCCUGAGUGAUAAACCCAUUUUUUUACCCUCAGAUUCUAUAUUAAAAAUUCUCAUUUAAAAGUUCCUUCAUUCAAUUUUAUGUACAUAAUAAAUUUUUAAAAAUAAAUUAUUAGAGAAAAAAUUCACCAUGAUGUCUUGACUUUUCCCAUUCCCUGCUCCUGUUGUUAAAAAAAUAAUCUGACCUCAGUCUUGAGUACAGAUGUUGAGGUGUGCAAUUUUUUAUUAUAAACUAAAAUUAUAAAUCAGCAAUAUAUUAGAAAGCCUAUACAAGAGAUAAAAUGUGAUCAAAUGAUAUAUUAAUGUAGAAAAUGCUCUUCCUCAAAUUUCAAGAAUAUUUCACUGUUUUUUUUUUUUUUUUUUUUUUUUUUUUUUUUUUUUUUUUUUUUUUUUUUUUUUUUUUUUUUUUUUUUUUUUUUCACAAAUUAAAUUUAUAGAAAUGUCCUGAAACUGGUACAAGAAAAAAGUUCAAAUGUCUUGAACAUUGAUUAAGCAGUAGAAUGUUUAUAUUUUACUGAAAACUCCAAAAAUAUUAGUACAAUAGUUUAUAAAUAACACUUAAUUUAAUAUACUUUAAAGCAACACAAGCAACAAACUUAAAAUUUUGCGUUCACCUCUAGUCUUUUAUGUCCAUUCAAGUUCUGAGAGUCACAUCUUGUUUAAAAGACCUUAUCUACAAAUAAAUGAGACUGGUCUUUCCUAAUUGAAACCCUUAAAUAAAAAUGCAAUUUAAAGUUUUGGAAGCUUUGAUAAACUUAUUUAAAAUGAAUUGGCUGGGCUCUUGGUAGUUGAGUUUUGUUAUCACUCUGAGACAAUAUGUUUUGACAGGUGCCCAUGUACAGAGUAGGUGAAUGGAGACUACCUUUAACAAGGGUGAGAUAUAGUCAGUAGAGGCUCACCUGUUAUUCCAACAAAUUUUGAAAGGGAAUAUUUAAAUGUUUUUAUCGUUCCAGUGAAGAAUUGAAUUGUAAAUUUCAAAUUCUUUUCCUUGGGCAGUAACUGUAUUAAAAUUAACAAAAUAACAAAUUAACAUAAUCAAUUAUGUACAUAUGUUUAACCAAUUAACCAUGUUAUUUUGGAAUUGAUUGAGAAGAGUAUGCAAUAGUAAUUUGUUAAUUUGCAAAAUUCUUUCUACAACCAUUUCUAUAUUUGGUUUAAAAGUAAAACUAAAUUAUGUUUCUAUGUUCUCAUUAAAUGCUGGAUUGUGGAGUGGAUAAUUCAUGGCAUGAGAAGUAACAGUUGCUCCAAUAAUAGCUUUAAAAUUAAGAAAUAAAAAAAGAAGUAUCUAAUUUAAUCAAACAAGAAUUUGAAAAACUAAUAUUACUUCAAAUAUAAAAAUAAUUAAAUGAGGAUAACAGCAAAGAUUAUUACCAUGACACUGGAGCAACAAAAUUUUAAAAUGAGAUUAUGUAAGUAACUUUCAUCUGCAAAGUAACAAUGCUGACACGUAGAAUAGAAUAUUAUUAAGUUGUGCCACCCUCUGGAAAUAAAUAACAAAACGUUUUUACUGAAAUAAAGGUUGUGUUUAAUGAUGGCUGAACAGAUAUUUGAAUUGAAUAUCACCCAGCAGCAUGCAUGCACUUGAGUUUUUCCUCUUCUACAUUACAUUUUGUUCUCUCUACAGAACACACCAGCAAGUUCCAGGCGUCCAAACAAUGAAACACCAAAGUUGCAAACACCUGUCACACCGUCCAACAACACACCAACUGUUCAAAAGGGAUCUGCUGUGCCGUCCAAACUCAUGCAGAAACUGAAAUGAAAAAAUGAACUUAUUAAAUUUUAAAUCAGAGUUUCAAUGAAUGUUGUUCGGAAAUAUAAAUUACAACAUCUUUAAGUGUUAAAAUUCUCACUUGAACACAUAAAUAUAUAUCUGAUAAAAUUAAGUAAUAAACUAUAUUGCUAUCCAUGGAUAGAUGUCACCAGAAACUGUACCUUUGCUGCCUAAAAGAUGUCAAUUUAAUUAGCCAUUAAAUGUAAUCUAAUAAAAAUUUAGUUAUUUCAUUUGAUGUUUUUGUAGAUUUUUAAGGAUAUAUCUUACCUCAAACAUAAAUCAAUAUUCUAGUAUAAAAACAAGGAAACCAAAUAAGGCACACACAAAAUUUUUAAGCUGCAGUACUUUUAUUUGUUAAAUAUUUACUUAAUUUUGUGAAUGUUAUACAUUAUGUUGAUAU
This is a messenger RNA of Lymnaea stagnalis (great pond snail), 12038 nucleotides long. The record is from the annotation of a GenBank genome assembly. NCBI's taxonomy places the organism in Eukaryota, Metazoa, Mollusca, Gastropoda, Lymnaeidae.